AUGGAUGAACAAGAGAGAACUUUAAGGGAAUUGGCUGCACCAAAUGUAAAUCAACAGCCACUCUGCAUUACAUAUCCAGCUUUGGAAGUAGGUUUUGAGUUAAAAUCUGGAUUGAUCAAUUUGCUCCCAACUUUUCAUGGUCUUGAGAAUGAAGAUCCUCAUAAGCAUCUGAAGGAAUUCCACGUGGUGUGUUCAAGCAUGAAACCACAAGGAGUGACCGAAGAACAAAUCAAAUUACGUGCUUUUCCAUUCUCGCUGAUUGAAAAAGCAAAGGAUUGGUUAUUUUAUUUGCCCCCUGGCUCUAUAACCACGUGGACGGAGAUGGUGAGAUUGUUUCUUGAUAAAUUUUUCCCUACCUCACGAGCUGCUUGCAUUAGAAGGGAGAUAUGUGGAAUAAAACAGAAAGAUAUAGAGACCCUUCAUGAGUAUUGGGAAAGAUUUAAGCAACUUUGUGCAAGCUGUCCACAACAUGGAAUUUCUAAACAGCUCCUCAUUCAAUAUUUGUACGAAGGGCUCCUACCCAUGGAAAGGAAGAUGAUGGAUGCAGUGAGUGGAGGUGCCAUAGUGAACAAAACUCCUCGUGACGCUAGAGAUUUAAUCUCCAUCAUGGCCGCUAACUCACAACAAUUUGGAUUCAGGGUGAAUGAGGUAAAUAUAUCUUCCCUUGGAAAUCAAAUAUCCAAUCUAACUUCUAUUGUUCAGCAGUUAGCUAUAGGAAAUAUGCAACAAGUGAAAGCUUGCGGGAUUUGUGCUACCAUCGGUCAUCCAACUGACAUGUGCCCUACACUUCGAGAUGAUUCUCAUGAGCAAGCCAAUGCAGCUGGAGGAUUUCCAGGCCCACCACAAAGGAAAUAUGAUCCCUAUUCAAAUACCUACAACCCAGGAUGGAGGGAUCAUCCCAAUUUCAGCUAUGGAGCAAGACCACCAUUCCAACACUUUCAACCUAGACCACCUACUCCACCACCACAACAAACCUCCACAAGUUCAUGUAUGUCUCUAGAAGAAAUUGUUAAAUCAUUCGCAACUAACACACAUCAAUUUCAACAGGAGACAAGAACAAGCAUUCAACAAUUGGAGAAUCAAAUGAGUCAACUGACAUCUUCUAUGAGCAGAUUGGAAUCUCAAGGUAAAUUGCCCUCACAAAUUGUUGUUAACCCAAAACAAAAUGCUAGUGCAGUUACCUUGAGAAGCAGGAAGGAGUUGAAGGAACCCAUAGUUGCUUUUCAACCUCAAACUGACCAGCCUAGAGGACUUGAUAGUGAACAACCAAAGGCAUUGGUGACAAAUCCUCCCUUUCCUACUAGAUUGACUAAAUCCAAGAAAGAAGAGGAAGAGAAGGAAAUUCUUGAAACUUUUCGCAAGGUUGAGGUAAAUAUUCCCUUAAUUGAUGCAAUUAAACAAGUGCCUCGAUAUGCUAAAUUUCUCAAGGAGUUGUGCACCAACAAGAAAAAGUUGAAAGGUAAUGAAAAGAUAAGUAUGGGGGAAAAUGUUUCAGCCAUCCUCCAGAAAAAAUUACCUCCAAAAUGUAAGGACCCAGGUAUGUUUACUAUCGCUUGCAAAAUAGGUGAUGUUAAGAUUGAGAAAGCAAUGCUAGAUCUAGGAGCUUCAAUAAAUGUCAUGCCUCUCUCUAUUUAUUCAUCUUUGAAUAUUGGUCCAUUAAAAGAAAGAGGUGUGAUUAUUCAACUUGCUGAUAGAUCUAAUGUAUAUCCUAAAGGAGUCGUGGAGGAUGUCUUAGUACAAGUUAAUGGGUUGGUCUUUCCUGCUGAUUUUUAUGUUCUUGACAUGGAAGAAGAUGACUCUUCUAAUUCAACACUAAUGUUAUUAGGAAGGCCAUUAAAAACAUCUAGGACAAAAAUUGAUGUGUAUGAUGGUACACUCACCAUGGAAUUUGAUGGUGAAAUUAUUAAAUUCAAUAUUUAUGACGCCAUGAGGUANGUUGGAUAUUUGCCUGAUAUUGAUUCCUCCUUAAUUUUUAGUUGA
Messenger RNA from Pistacia vera, 1980 nucleotides. RefSeq lists its product as uncharacterized. Lineage: Eukaryota; Viridiplantae; Streptophyta; Magnoliopsida; Sapindales; Anacardiaceae. The record is from RefSeq and is a predicted model, not a curated record. Gene Ontology annotation, molecular function: methyltransferase activity; nucleic acid binding. Gene Ontology annotation, biological process: methylation.